Armigeres subalbatus is the source of this 3051-nucleotide messenger RNA. Its product is annotated as E3 ubiquitin-protein ligase TRIM45. NCBI's taxonomy places the organism in Eukaryota, Metazoa, Arthropoda, Insecta, Diptera, Culicidae. The transcript has 7 exons. Bases 52 to 2625 code for a protein of 857 amino acids. Gene Ontology annotation, molecular function: zinc ion binding; protein binding; ubiquitin protein ligase activity. The record is from RefSeq and is a predicted model, not a curated record.
GAGAGGUGUUCAAAUUCGUGAAGUUGUGGUUCAGAAAAAUAAAAAAAAUCGAUGAAAAUGGAGAUGACUGUUGUUAACAAAAAUAGUUAUGAAUUCAAUGGGGCUAAGAGUCCAGAGCAUGUGCUAGAUGCAGUGAAUUCAAUUCCAUCUGAAAUCCAAUCUAAUAACCAACGUAUUCGAAAUUCAAAGGCUGAACCCUCGCACUUACGACCAUUAUUAUUUAUUAAACCAAGCGACUCCCUGGAGAAAAAUAGCAAUGGGAAUGGGUUUGUGGAAGACAGUGGACGAUGCAGCGAAGAACAACACGUAGAGGCAGUGGUUAUUCUGAAAAAAGAUAUCACAGCGGAUGAUCCAGAUUGUAUUGAUUCCCUUUUCAAGAGCGACGGCAAGCUCAAAUUCAAUUUGACCCCGGAUCAGUUUGAUAGCAUUGCCGGAAGUGGUGCGUCCAUCGAAAAUAAAAGCAUUCCGCGAAAGUCCAGUUUGCGGCGAAAUUCGGUGUUCAGUAAUCAAUCGGACCUCGAGAAGCAGCUGAUAAUGGGGAAGCCAAAACCUCUUCCGGAGCCCGCUGGAAUUUUCGACGUUCCGAAGAGGAUUCUGCUGCCGGUGUUUUGUGAAGACCAGGACAUCAAGGAUAUGAAUGGUUUUUAUGACCGGAAAAUGCAGCCGAAAUACGACGAGAUUCUCACCGUGUAUGACCAGUUUCCGAUGGAUUUCCUGCCGAGCAAGUACAAAUGUGGCGCCUGUAAAAAAUUGUGCCACGAUCCGUGCGUACUGGAUUGCCUGCACACCUUCUGUAAGCGCUGUUUGAUAGAGCUGCAGGCAAACUCGCACAGCGGAAGCAACCUAUUCUGGCGACGGAUCAACGAGUGUGCCAACUUUGACUGGGAUAGUAAGGCUCAGAGUGGUGAUUUGGAAGCCAACGAUGAAUGCGGAGAAAAUGAAAAGCUUCCAGCUGUGAUCGCUUCAGCACAUGAGCCCUCACGUGCCAUCAAUUGUGCUGCUAAUCAUGAUGCUUUCAGCGGGGAAUCACGUUUUGAUCAGAUUAGGGCGUCUUUUCAGAACUUCAAGGAGAAAAACUGUUUGAAGUCGCCGUCUAAAGAGCGGGCGAAAGGAAAAGCGAAGCUCAGUACAAAAAUGGCGUACUCCGACCAAGAAAAGGAUUUGAUUUGUCCCGACUGUGGGAUGGCCACGGAGCUGCCACUGGGAGGAGUGAACCGUUUACCGCCGCAUUUUGUGAUGGCACGAAAGAUUGAGGACAUUGUUUCUGCGUGCGGGAAUCCACCGCCGAAUGUUUUCUGCGAAUUGUGCUCCAGUGAGGUAACGGCAACAUCUUCGUGCUCCACGUGCUCGCUCAAGCUGUGCAACUUCUGCAAGGAAGCCCACCAGCGGCAGCGCAACACGUCCACCCACAUGGUUCGGUCGCUUGGGGAGCUGUUGAAAAAAUCCCGCCGCAACGAACCGGAGGCACGUUCGAUUAAGUGUCCCAUGCAUCCGGACCAUCAAUUAAAAUUAUUCUGCACCACUUGCCACCAAGUGAUUUGCAACGAGUGCACCGCGUUCAUCCACCGGGACCAUAAAUACACGUCCGCGUCGAAAGCGGGCAAGGUGUACGGCAGGUUCGUGAAAAAUGCCAUCGAGCAGACGAAACCGCUCGAGGACUACGCGAUGCAAUCGAUUGGACGGCUCAAUGACAUGUCGAUACGGAUCAACAGCAAGUGUGAAGCAGUGCAGCGGGACGUUGAAGGUUACAUCGACGAGUAUAUCGCGGCACUGGAGGACCACCGGAAGACACUGCUAAAGCAGAUCGGCGAGGUGCGGGAGGCUAAGCUGGCAAUGAUUAUGGCACAGAAGGUGGAUUUGGAACAACGCUCGCUAAACGCACGCACAGCGAUUGACUUCGCCGAGGAAAUCAUCAACGAGGGCAAUGAGAUAGAGAAUUUAAUUUUCGUCAGCAUCCUGCUGAAGCGAUUCGAGCAAUGCCUCCGCUCCAACCGAGCGCUUGACUUCAAGGUGACGGAUACGUUGGUUUUUCUGCCAGAAGAGAUGACGCCCUGCUCCAGGGUGCAAAAUCGGAUCCCGCUCUAUGGGAUCAUUACGACGCAGAAGGCGGAUUCGAGAAAGUGUUCGCUGGAGAAUUGUGCCGAGCUUGGUGGACUCAAAGUGCGCCGAAAGGUUGAGCUGUCACUUGUCACCAAAGAUUAUGAAGGUAGGCCUAUGAAUCACGGCGGAAUCACUGUGGAAACCGACCUUCGCUAUCGGGACGAUGACUCUCGGCCAGUCUCCCUCAACGUGGUAGAUAAUCGCAACGGAACGUACGGUCUGUCCUUUGUGCCGGAGCGUGCAGGUGUGAUGAGCCUGAUGGUUUCUGUUGAUGGCAAACUUAUUGAGGGUUGCCCAUAUGUGCUGCGAAUUCACAACUUACGGCCGCACUACGGUGUUUAUCAUUGCUGUUCCUUCUGCUCCAGCAACGGAUCCAAGUAUAGUACGUGCGCGUGUGGGAGCGUCAUGCCAGGUGGCUACAGGGGUUGCGGACACGGACACGAGGGACAUCCCGGCCAGCGUCACUGGUCCUGCUGUGCAAGCCUGCAGGAAUAUUCGGACUGCGUGGUGAAGAAAGUGAAGUAAACACGCGUAGCAUAUGUGUUUGCCAUCAGUAGAUGUUAUUUUACGAUAACCGUAAGCAAGAUGAAAACAGUAUACUAAAUUGAGACAGGUUUCAUGAUAGAGAAAUGAGCUGGAGGCAAAAAAGGGAGUUUUCGAUGGUUUGUGAAACAUGUGGUGCAAGAUUGAGUGUUUCGUUAUUUGGCAUAUGGAAGCUUCCGAGAAUCAAAUAUAUUAAGUUUAAAAUCCCAAUGGGAUGUAUUGCCAUUUUCCUUGCAUAUAAUAGUUUAGUCAGGAUGUUUUAAGAUUGAUUCGAAAUCGAAUUGUAUUAUGAAGUCUAUGACACAUUGAAUAUGAAAUGUCAAUGGUUUGUGGAAAAAAAUAAAUGCUCUUUCCUCGAUAUUGUAAUUCUUUUUUCGGGAACUUUAUUAAAAUUUAUGGAAGAUGAUG